Molecule: messenger RNA, 336 nt
Organism: Austrofundulus limnaeus
Lineage: Eukaryota; Metazoa; Chordata; Actinopteri; Cyprinodontiformes; Rivulidae
Product: ubiquitin carboxyl-terminal hydrolase 11
Biological process (GO): protein deubiquitination
Cellular component (GO): nucleus
Molecular function (GO): cysteine-type deubiquitinase activity
Source: RefSeq, a predicted model, not a curated record
ACGGUGAUCAUGGAGAUGAGGAAUGCUGACGGCACCUGGCCCAGCUCCAGACCUCAGAUCAUGAGGAACUCUGUGGAGGACCAGGACUCGUACCGAGGUCAGCCGGGGGUCUGCGGCCUCACCAACCUGGGCAACACCUGCUUCAUGAACUCCGCCCUGCAGUGUCUGAGCAACACUCCUCCUCUGACCGAGUACUUCCUGCAGAGCUCCUACCUGGAGGAGCUGAACUUCACCAACCCUCUGGGCAUGAAGGGCGAGAUCGCCGAGGCCUACGCCGACGUCAUCAAGCAGAUGUGGUCCGGACGCCAUUACUCCGUGGUGCCGCGGGUCUUCAAG